Molecule: messenger RNA, 1111 nt
Organism: Tigriopus californicus
Lineage: Eukaryota; Metazoa; Arthropoda; Copepoda; Harpacticoida; Harpacticidae
Biological process (GO): G protein-coupled receptor signaling pathway
Cellular component (GO): membrane
Molecular function (GO): G protein-coupled receptor activity
Source: RefSeq, a predicted model, not a curated record
AUCAGCAGCUCUCUUCAAUCUGCCCAGAUGGUUCGAAUUCGAGUACAAUUACGAGAUGAAAGAGGUCAACCUGACCAUGGUCAACGGAACAAUGGUUUUGAGCAACGUGUCCGAUAUUGUCGUGGGUACAACAGAGCUUCGUCGAAACGAGGCUUAUGUCCGGGAUUACACCCUGAUUGCCAAUACCGUGUGUGUUCUCCUUCUUCCCACACUGAUCAUGCUCAUAAGUACCUUCUUAAUUGUGCGGCAAAUGAUCUUGCCCAAAUCCUCCAUUUACACGUGUAAUCAGGAACGAGCUCGGAAGAAGAGGAACCGAAGCAUUACUCUCAUGCUCAUUGGGAUCAUUGUCUUGUUCUUCGUGUGCCAUAUCGGCGAGGUGAUCAUUUCUAUGUACGAGAUGAUCUUGUUCAUCGACAAUGGCGAGAAAGUCGAGUUCCCCCAACUCAUACGUAACCUCAUCGUUCUUAAUCAUCUCUUGAUAGUAAUGAACUCCUCACUAAACUUUGCCAUAUACUGCAAGGACCUGGUGUUUCGAGAGUGUGCCAAGAAGUUUUAUGCCAAGAUCUUCAGUGAGCCCAGUUGUAUUCCGAUCUCAGCGGGCACUCAUCGUAUUCUUCAGACCAAUCAACAGAUGCAGCGUCCAUUAAGGAGGGUCCAAAUUAGCGAUGAUCAAGACCAGUGCGCUCCACCAAUGCCUACGGUUGUGGUCCAAUCAGGCAAGACGUUAGUAACUCAAACUUGCGAUGAAAGCACUUCAGAUCCAAUGAAGAUCGACGGCAACGAAAAUCAUUCAUGAUAGAUGAUAGAGAAAUCAUCUCAAUUGGGAUGAAAUCCUCAUCGAACUUCGGAAUGGGAGCAAUUACCUGGAUCCGAGAGGAUCCUCGAAAUGGGGCUCAAACUUGAUCAGCUCAAAAUGAUGACUGAGUCACAAACAAAGAAUGUCAUUUGUCAGAUCAAGUGAAAGUGAAUGAAACACUCAACCAUCGACUUGUCUCUUUCCCACUAUCUACCUAUUUCAACGAAACUGCAGUAUCAUUUUGAAAUUAUUCUUGAAACAAAUACUCUUCCUCUCCUAUAUAUUAAAAAUACAUACAUCAAUGCUCUCUUCGAA